GAAAACCUAUUAUCAGCAAUGCAUAACUAAAAAGACAAGAAAAUAUCCAAAGAUCGCCGACGGGUACAUCGGCUCAAAACCAUUUCUAAAACGAUACACACCUAACGGAUUGAGAUAAGUUGAAUGUACAGGAGCGGUAAUUUGAUCGUUCCAAUAUUCAUUGGAAACUCAUAAUGGCCUUAUUAGAGAAUUCAAAUACAAUGUUUUUCGUGCUUUUGAUGCUUGGAAUGACAGGCAUCAAUUCAGUAAAAACUUACUCUGAUUUGGACAAAAGAUUCCCUGUCCUUGAUGAUGAACCAGAAUAUUAUGACAUGUAUUAUGACGUACCAUUUGAAUAUGGCCCAUAUGACGAUUAUACUGAUUUCGCAUCCCAUGAAACAACUAAUUCAAAAAAUAAGACUGGUGAUAAAAUUUUAAAUGAUGCUGGAGCCCCAGAUGAAAAUUUGAGGCCAGAAACGAAACCUGACACUACCGAAUUAUCCUCAACUAGUACACAUGCUGAUGGAAAGACUAACUCCUUCGCAGCAACAUCUCCAACAAUUUCGACUUCUCCAAAAUCUGCUACUACUACAAAUUCUUCUACAAGUGAUAAUACAACUGCAAGUAGCACCACAACAACUACAAGCACAACUCCAGCAACUACUAGUACCUCAAAGUCACCUACAACUUCUGCAAGCCAUGCAACUACUAGUUCUACAACUCCAGCAACUACUAGUACCUCACAGUCACCUACAACUUCUACAAGCAAUGCAACUACUAGUUCUACAACUCCAGCAACUACUAGUUCUACAACUCCAGCAACUACUAGUACCUCACAGUCACCAACAACUUCUACAAGCAAUGCAACUACUAGUUCUACAACUCCAGCUUCCACAAGUACCGAAUUAUCAUCUACAACAUCAAUUAGCAGUACACACACAACUGAGCACAGUAACACGACUACUGAAACUGCAUCCACACCAACUGAAAGCACAACUACCGUACACACUUCUGUUACACCCAGUUCCACUACGGCAGAGCCAUCAACUGAUACAUCAUCAACAAGCACAAUCCCACCUACGAAGAAGCCGCCUAUGCCUAAAAAUAUAAUUGCAGCGAUUGUGGUCUGUUGUGUUAUAGCAGUAGUAAUAAUUGCGAUAGCAGUUUACUACUUUGUGAGACGAAGGCGUGAAAGAUUAUUAUACGGUGACAGACAACCUUUAGCGACCGAUUCUUCGUAAUUUAUAUAAAUAAUGUUGUGUUUCUUUCCGCGUUUGAUGAAAUUAUAGAUUUUAUGUUGAUAUCGAUUAAUAUCUAUUUCUAUACAUUUUUAUGGAGAUUUGCUUCUUAAAAUCAAUAGCUUUUGAGAAUGCGCGCAUUUUUUAUACAUGUAAACAUUUAGUUUUGCUAUUUUUUUAGAAAUUUAAUUUCAGUAAGAAAUUAUAGAUAUGUAUAAAAUAAAAAUAAUUAGGUUUAUAUUAAAUUGAUUUUGUUCCUUUUUUAUAUAGUACUGUCUUCAGGUGAACUAGAGAUGAUAAAAACGCGUAGCUGAUUUGGAAUUCAUGGUACCAAUACAGAAUCUUCAUUCAACUGAAAAAAAGUUGGAUUUCAAAACAAAUACAGCAAAAAAA
Molecule: messenger RNA, 1610 nt
Organism: Argiope bruennichi
Lineage: Eukaryota; Metazoa; Arthropoda; Arachnida; Araneae; Araneidae
Exons: 2
Coding region: 174-1220 (348 amino acids)
Source: RefSeq, a predicted model, not a curated record